Messenger RNA from Gossypium raimondii (Peruvian cotton), 2702 nucleotides. RefSeq names its product ATP-dependent zinc metalloprotease FTSH 4, mitochondrial. Lineage: Eukaryota; Viridiplantae; Streptophyta; Magnoliopsida; Malvales; Malvaceae. The coding region runs from base 199 to 2319 and encodes 706 amino acids. Gene Ontology annotation, molecular function: ATP binding; ATP hydrolysis activity; ATP-dependent peptidase activity. Gene Ontology annotation, biological process: proteolysis. Gene Ontology annotation, cellular component: chloroplast thylakoid; membrane. The record is from RefSeq and is a predicted model, not a curated record. The transcript has 7 exons.
UUUUUACAAAAAUUAUAAAAUUAAUCUAACGAUCCAUCUCGCUUUCUAGAUUUUCCAUCUUUCUAACCCUCUUUCUCAUAAAAUUUCACCCUUCCCUUUAUUUUCUCGCAAACCAAACAAACCCAUCACGCACCGGGGAGAGAAAGAAAGAAUAAGAAGAUCAGAUUUUUUUUUCUCUUAGGUCUCUGCAAAAAGGCGAUGGCUUGGAGAAGCCUAAUCUCUCAGGUAUCAAGACAGCAAUCACGGUUGGGACAAUAUCGGAACUCGUUUAGUAAAGCUCAUCUCUCUGGUAAUAGGUUUUUGAGUGGCCAAAAUAGGUUUAGGUCAAGCUAUGCAGUCAAUUUAGGUCGCAGACUCCGAGAUGCUGACGAAGCUAGUGAAGCUGCUAGUUUAAGAGAAAUUUACCAUAGAAAUGAUCCUGAAGCAGUGAUAAGACUAUUUGAAAGUCAGCCAUCAUUACAUUCUAAUCGUUCUGCACUUUCUGAGUAUGUUAAAGCAUUAGUCAAAGUUGACAGGCUUGAUGAAAGUGAGUUACUUAAGACAUUGCAGAGAGGUAUCUCCAGUUCAUCAGUGGAGGGAGAGAGUAAAAGUGGCCUUUCAGCUUUUCAAAAUGUGGGAAAAUCGACAAAAAAUGGUGUCUUAGGAACUUCUAGUGCUCCUAUCCACAUGGUGACUGCAGAAGGAGGGAAUUUUAAAGAUCAAUUGUGGCGUACUUUUCGUAGUAUUGCACUUGGCUUCUUGUUGAUUUCUGGUGUUGGAGCACUUAUUGAGGAUAGAGGGAUUAGUAAAGGACUUGGUCUACACGAAGAGGUGCAAGUUGUAGAAUCUAACACAAAAUUUAAUGAUGUCAAAGGAGUUGAUGAGGCAAAGGCAGAGUUAGAAGAAAUUGUCCACUACCUUCGAGAUCCUAAGCGUUUCACUCGUCUUGGUGGCAAGCUUCCAAAAGGUGUCUUACUUGUUGGUCCACCUGGCAAUGGGAAAACUAUGUUAGCAAGAGCUAUUGCUGGAGAGGCCGGGGUACCUUUCUUCUCCUGCAGUGGCAGUGAAUUUGAAGAGAUGUUUGUUGGAGUUGGAGCUCGAAGAGUGAGAGAUCUUUUUGCUGCUGCAAAGAAGCGAUCCCCAUGUAUUAUAUUUAUUGAUGAGAUAGAUGCCAUAGGUGGAAGCCGUAAUCCAAAGGACCAGCAGUACAUGAGGAUGACUUUGAAUCAGUUGCUUGUCGAAUUGGAUGGAUUUAAACAGAAUGAAGGAAUCAUUCUAAUUGCAGCCACCAAUUUUCCAGAAUCAUUGGAUAAGGCACUGAUUAGACCUGGACGAUUUGACCGCCGCAUCAUUAUUCCUUAUCCAGAUGUUGAAGGCCGGAGGCAGAUUCUGGAAUCCCACAUGUCAAAGGUAUUGAAGGCAGGUGAUGUUGAUUUAAUGAUCAUUGCUAGAGGUACUCCUGGAUUCUCUGGUGCUGAUCUUGCAAAUCUGGUCAAUGUUGCUGCAGUGAGUGCUGCAAUGCAUGGCGCUAAAGAAGUGACAAUGGUAGAUUUGGAGUACGCAAAGGACAAGAUCAUAUUGGGAAGUGAACGAAAGUCAGCUGUCAUUUCUGAAGAGUCACGAAAAUUGACUGCUUUUCACGAGGCUGGCCAUGCUCUUGUUGCCAUCCAUACGGAGGGGGCACUUCCUGUUCACAAAGCAACAAUAGUCCCUCGAGGGAUGGCUCUUGGAAUGGUGUCCCAGUUGCCUGAGGUGGAUCAAACAAGCUUCUCCCGAAAACAGAUGCUUGCUAGGCUCGAUGUUGCAUUGGGUGGUUGGGUUGCAGAAGAGCUCAUCUUUGGAGAAAACGAAGUUACUUCCGGUCCACGCUCAGAUCUUGAGAAUGCAACUGAACUGGCCAGAUCCAUGGUUACAAAGUAUGGCAUGAGUAAAGAAGUGGGACUUGUUACCCAUUCUUAUAAUGAUGAUGGUCGGAGCCUAAGCACCGAGACUAGACAUCUUAUAGAGAAAGAAGUGAAGUACUUACUGGAGAAGGCUUAUAACAAUGCAAAAACCAUCCUCACUACCCACAGCAAAGAACAUCAUGCACUUGCUAAUGCAUUGCUCGAGCAUGAGACACUCACAGGAGCUCAGAUUAAUGCUCUGCUGGCGCAGGUUAACUCUCAGCAGCAGCAACAAGAACAGCAUCAAGAGGUGAUUGUAGCACAGAAUGGACCUCAGUCCAACCCAGUACCACCUAGUCCUAGUCCAGCUGCAUCAGCUGCAGCCGCAGCAGCCGCCGCAGCCGCAGCGGCAACUGCUGCAGCUAAAGCCAAAGGUGUUGCUCCUGUUGGAUCUUAGCAUGCAAGGCACUGGUAGAGGCACAAUCAGGUAGUUAUUUCUCGAAUUGAAUGUACACAUACAUAUUCUCAAGCCUUUUUGAGUUUGUAGCUUUGCAUGAUUACUGCCACUGGGUUUUAUCUGUUUAUAACCCUGUGUCUGAUGUGACUGAAAGAUGUAGAAGAUGAAUUAUAUGGCAGCUGUGUCGUAACGAUAAGUAGCAUUAACUUGAGUAAUAGAAAAAUGCAUGGCAUCACCCUUCCCCUUGCCCACGUUCUUUUUUGGGGUUUCCCCUUUUGAUUAAACAAUUUUCUUCAUACACUGAUAAUGUUCCAUUUAAGGGUUUACCCUCCUGGGGAUUUGUUUGUAAAGCGUUGAUAAUAAAGUACCUUUUGAUCGCUUUC